Molecule: messenger RNA, 2253 nt
Organism: Poecilia reticulata (guppy)
Lineage: Eukaryota; Metazoa; Chordata; Actinopteri; Cyprinodontiformes; Poeciliidae
Source: RefSeq, a predicted model, not a curated record
AUGCUUUUUUUCAUACUAUCUUUAUUAGGCAUUUUGAGAUUUAUACAGACAAACAAACAGAUAAACAACAAUCAAAAAGAAAAAAAACUUACACAGCACAGCUGCAAGAAUCAGAAGAGAAAAUUUGGAGGCAUAUAAAUAAAUCACAGCAUUCUCUUGACAGGCACCAGUUGAGCUACAGACUCAAUGACAUGUCAUUAAGGUUCACUUUACUGGUUUGUUAAUGUUGAAAUAUUUAAGAACAUGUUCCCAUCUUCUUUUAAAGGUAUAAAAUUUUCCAUCCAGACAGUAUCUCAAUCUUUCUAAUACAAUCACUUCAGAAAAUAGGUUUUUCCAUAGCUGGAUCGAUGGGGCAUCACAACCUAUCCAUUUAACCAUUAUUACUUUUCUGGCCAGCAUUAAUAAGAAUUGCACAGUCUCUUUGUGAGUACCCAGGUGAGUGGGUAUGAGUUAAAGUAGACAAAGCACUGGACCAGGAUGCACUGUUUGUCCUAUAGUAGAGCUGAUUUUGCGACACACUGCCUGCCAGAAUGCCUCUAUAAUUUUACAUUCCCAUAGGCAGUGAAUUCUAGUUCCUGUAGCUACUUUACAUUUAGGACAGUUUGGAGAGCUUCCUGGUGUGUACUUGCUACAUAUACAUGGAGAUAUGUAUACAUUGUGUAAAAUAUUAUAUUGCAUUUCUUUAUAUCUGUUACAUACUGAGAUUCUGGAAGGCAGAGUCAAGAUGUCUUCCCAUGCUUCUGAAUCAAUUGUGCUUUCAGAGUUCUGUUCCAGGUUGAUUGUAAAUUCUCCAAGUUAUCUUUCCUUAGCGUUUGUAACUCAGCAUAGAAUCUUGACACAAAUCUCCCACGUUUAUGACAAUCAAGAAUAGUUUUAUCAAGUAAAUAACAAUCCACCUCUAGUGAGUCAGUUUUUGCCUUAACAUAAUGCCUUAGUUGAAGGUAUUUAUAGAAGUCCCUGGAUGCAAUACCAUAUUGUGUUCUUAAUUCUUCAAAUGUUUUGAAUUUUCCGCUAUGCCAUAGAUCAUGCAUCCUAGCAACGCCAGCAUCCCGCCACGAGCUAAGAUCAGGACCAGUGCCCUCUACUGUCAAAUCCGAGUUGUGUACCAGUGUUGUCAGACAUGAAAGAUCUUCAAGAGAAGAUGUUCACCUUCCCAGAAGAAACCAACACAGCACAUGUUAGGUUGACAACAUCAAGACAUAACUUCAAUGCUAUGACUGUCUGUUUCAGGUUCUUAACAGACCUCAAAAGACAAUAUGCUCUUUUCUCUUUGGCCGUACCCUCUUUUCCCAAUGGUUUUUUGUUUUACAAAAACGAGGAUUCUUUUGAGUUAUGUGCCAGAGACAAAUGCCAAAUUUUUGAAGGACUGGACUUCCAGCUGAAUAAAUGGCACUCGGUCUGUGGAACAUGGGACGCUGCAUCAGGUUUGGUACAAGUGUGGCUGAAUGGACAGCAUUCAAGCAGGAAGCCAGCCAGUGGACAUAAUAUCUAUGGACCAGUUAUAAUCAUUUUAGGACAGGAUCAAGAUUCAUAUGCUGGUGGUUUUGAUGUCACACAAUCAUUUGUCGGCUUGAUGUCAGAUCUCCAUAUGUGGAAUUACAAGCUUUCACCCUGUGAGAUCCGGAAAUACACAAAUGACGGUGACUACACAAAAGGAAAUAUGUUGAACUGGAAUUCACUGGAUUUCCAGAUUAUAGGAAGUGUGCAGAUCGAGAAUAGCCCAAAACAUUGUCAGUAAAUCAUCUUUUCUUUAAAUUUAUAUAACGCACAAUAAUUGGUAAAUUAUUUGUUAUGAACAAGAAAUAUGUUUAAAAAGAUUACUCUUACUACUGUUAGAGUAAUUUGGUCAUAAUAGUUUGUUUAAUUCCUUACACUAAUUCUUACCUUUUUGAUCAUUCAUUCAAUCAAUCAGUUUAUUUACUUGAUUUAACACAUUUAAUCAUUAAUUUACAAAUGCAUUCUCUUACGAUGCUUACUCUACGGGAGUGAAAAACGAGCAGGAAGAAGAAAAAUAUUGCAGAAACCCGCCCCUUUUUCAAUAAUUACAAAAUAAUGUUCAUUCUGUCACAUAUUGUCAAAAACUUUAAUACUGUUUUCAAAUUUUACCCCAGCAUCAACGCUGAACCAUAGUACUGAAUACUAUGUAUCAUUUUAAGAUCAUGGUGUAUUUGUUUGUAUUAUUGUAGUAACUUUGAAGAUAGAUGUUCGAAAUGCUGAUCAUUUUCAUUGAAAAAUAAAUCUCCCAACUAAAUA